CUAUGUUUGAUAUGAUUUAAUGCCAGCGGUGCGGUAUCAGCACCGGGAGUGCUCCAAACUCGAAAAUAUCUCUCUUCCUUGCCUAAAAUAAAAGGACGCAAGCAAAACAUUGGGCGCAUCCACCCCAAGCCAACACCAGCCAGGCAAGAGGUAAUCUCUCCUCCUCCGCCAGCAGGACCAAAUCGACGCCAGGACAACUCUUGCUGUCUCUCUUUAAUUUAUUUAUUUAUUUAUUUAUUCAUUUAUUUAUUCACGCACCGUAACAAGACUACCAUAGCAUUAAAAAUCUCCAAAGAAAGAAAACGUCACUUUUAGGUCGGUAAACAUUGAUAGCAUGAUUCUGGAAUCAACCAGAAAGAAUUAAAAAAAAAAUAAAUAAAUAAAUAAUUACGAAACUUUGGCUUAGUUGGACUUGUAAGGAAACUUCCAGAUCAUUCUAGAGUUCCAUCAUCAGUCCUUCUUAAUCCCCCACCCGAGCCGCCUCCCUUCUAAAUUCUAUUCCUUUUCUUUUCUAAUCUGAAUUCCAAAAUCUCUCUCGCGAGGUGAGAUGGCGGCGGAGUCGGAGAGCCAGGAGGCGAACGCGGAGCAGCGGAUGAGGGAGGCGGCGGCGGAGUCGGAGAGCGAGGCGGCGGAGCGGGUGAGGGAGGCGGCGGCGGAGUCGGCGGGCGGCGGGGAGAGGAGGAGAUUCUUCCCGAUCUACGUCGGCGUUAUGGGUCCGCCGCCGCCGGCUGACGGAGGGCCGGUGCCGCCGCCGGACCGGAUUGUGCUGGUAAAUCCGCUGACGCAGGGGAUGGUGGUGCUCCAGGGGGACCCGGAGCUGGUGGCGGAGCUCCUGUCAGGAAGGGGAGCCGGCGGCGGGGGAGGAUCCGGCGGCCCGCCGCCGGCGUCGAGGGCGUCGAUCGAGGCGAUGACGAUGGUGGAGGUUGGGCAGGAGGGGGAGGAGGUGGGGGAGUGUCCGGUGUGCCUGGAUGAGCUCGCCGGCGUGGUGAAGGAGAUGCCGUGCCGGCAUAGGUUUCAUGGGCAGUGCAUCGAUAAGUGGCUGGGGAUGCACGGGUCGUGCCCCGUGUGCCGGUUCCGGAUGCCGCCGGAGGAGGAGGGGGACUCGAAGAAGGGCGGCGGCGGCGGCGGCGGGGAAGAAGGGGAGGCGGAGGAAGAGAGGAGGAGGAGGAGGAGGGAGGUUUGGGUUACGAUCGCUUUGAGCGGGGGACAGGGAAGAGAGGAGGAAGCAAGCGAUCAUUAGGGAGGCAGGUUGAUGCUUUGGGAUUUGAUUUUUUUUUUUUUUUUUUGUUAAGGGAUUCUUUCCCUUUAUGUUUAUAGAGAUUAUGUGCAGUUGAUGAAAGCUGAAGCAAUCUUUUAUUUUUAGUCAACAUUUAUUGAUAUCUAGAUUCGCAUGUUAGAUUUGGCAUGAUUAAUAGAUGUGAGCUCUUAAGAGUUCAAAUUUUUUUAAUUUGUGAUUGAAUUUGAGAGGCCCAAUUAGAUAACCAGUUAUGGAUUUUUGCAUGAUGUCACGGGAUCCUUGUGAUUAUAGGUUGCAUAAAAUGUUCAUGAGAUUGUGAUU
Molecule: messenger RNA, 1558 nt
Organism: Phoenix dactylifera (date palm)
Lineage: Eukaryota; Viridiplantae; Streptophyta; Magnoliopsida; Arecales; Arecaceae
Biological process (GO): protein ubiquitination
Cellular component (GO): cytoplasm
Molecular function (GO): ubiquitin protein ligase activity
Source: RefSeq, a predicted model, not a curated record